Molecule: messenger RNA, 621 nt
Organism: Knipowitschia caucasica
Lineage: Eukaryota; Metazoa; Chordata; Actinopteri; Gobiiformes; Gobiidae
Source: the annotation of a GenBank genome assembly
AUGGGUAAUCGAACAGGCACUUUUAAGUCGCCAUGCCCGUCGCCAGGAGUUGGGUUUGUCGAGUUGAAGCUUAUUGGCGAGUAUGGAUUAAGGAACAAGCGUGAAGUGUGGAGGGUCAAAUUCACCCUGGCUAAGAUCCGCAAAGCUGCCAGAGAGCUGCUCACUCUGGAUGAGAAGGAUCCUAAACGUCUCUUUGAAGGUAAUGCCUUGCUGAGACGCCUGGUCAGAAUUGGUGUGCUUGAUGAAGGAAAGAUGAAGCUGGAUUACAUCCUGGGUCUGAAAGUGGAAGACUUUUUGGAGAGGAGGCUGCAGACUCAAGUCUUCAAGCUUGGUCUUGCCAAAAGUAUCCACCAUGCCCGUGUCCUGAUUCGGCAAAGGCAUAUUCGACAAAAUGCCCAGAGCCAAUCUCUGAGAGGGCCUGAAGUGACUGACUGGCUGGUCAGUGUCCGUAAACAGGUGGUGAACAUUCCCUCCUUCGUGGUUCGCCUGGACAGUCAGAAGCACAUUGACUUCUCCCUCAGGUCACCGUACGGUGGUGGACGUCCAGGACGUGUCAAGCGAAAGAACGCCAAGAAGGGCCAGGGUGGAGCUGGAGGAGCUGAUGAUGAGGAGGAAGAUUAA